ACUCACCGCCCAUUCCGCCGCUGCCAACUGACAUUCGCCUGUCUUCAAGCCGUCCAUGGAAUCUCUCAACCUCAACAACCUCGCAAGCUCUCUUCCGUCGUCCAGCUAUGCCAAUGCAGAGAAGGAGCUCACAAACAACUUCAGAGCUGCUGCUCUUAGCCUAACGACACUCUUCCGCUCCUCCAAGACUGCCUCCAAACGCGCAUACAAUGCCGGAUACGCCGCAGCAUGCCACGACCUCCUCAAUAUGAUUCAGCAGGGCGUCUCUACCGACGCCGACCCAUCCCGCGAAGUCACCAUCGGUCGCAUCAUGGACUACAUCGAGGCUCGUCUUGAGGCAAUUAGGGCCCGCGAGGAAGAGGAAGACGAGGAGGAAGAGAAGGAGCGUGUCGCCAAGGGUGGUCCCGCUCCCGUCCCCGGUCCGAGCGGUACCACAUCGUUCAAGCCUGUGGCGAAACCGUCCACUCCGACUGCUCCAUCUAUACCUCUACGACGAGACCAGCAGCCUGUCGCGCCUCCGACGCCGUAUACUCCAUCUACUAUGGAAGGGCAACGUCCCUAUGUUGCGCACGCUCUCGCGUCCCCUACCCCUUCCACGUUAUCCCUCCGUCCUGCUUCUACAACAGCUAUGCAGUCUCUGUCUCGCGCGCCUCUCUCCAAGUCGCGUUUGUCCGUGAACCCGAAGGACCUCUCCUCCCUGCCUCUACCUGCUGCUCCGAUGUCCUUCACGUUCCAGCCUCCAGCAGUCGCUGAAGUCUCCAUCAACCCUGACUCGGAACUGCUCUCCUUUCCUGCCGCAGCUGCGAGCACGCCGUUGAAGCGGAGGCGAGAAGCGAUGAGCGCCGAUUCCCCUGCUUCUGCGAACGCCGAUGGCGCUGCAGGUGGCAGCGCCGGGACGAGCACGAGCCGCCGGCGGACGCGGAGCUGGCGUGGGGACCAGGCGCAACAUCAGCACCGCGCCGACAAUCAUGGGGAGGCCAUGGAGGUUGAGGAGGAAGGGCCGCAGCGGAAGCGCGUCGCGCGCCGAUGAGGUACUCCUAUCCUUCAUCCUCCUUCCAGUCAUCUCUCUUCGGAUCUGUCGCGCUGCGGUCUUGAAGGUGAUGGGUGAAUAUUUGCACAAGGGUCAGUUGGGGGCAUCGUGGUGAUCUGGUGUCGGGUCGAGUAGGAGAAGGACCUCGGGUUGACUAGACGAAGCACGCGUGACACAUUAUGGUAUGCACUCCCUCCAUUUUCACAUUCGCAUUCGCCUUCCCAUUCGGGACCCUUUCGCACACAACUUAGUUUCGAGUAGCAUCUCCGCCCGUUCUGCGCAAUCUUUAACCCCCUCGACUCCGCAACGAGUAGUAGUACAUCAUACAGUUUGCAUCGCGUCAUGAUUGUAUCGUAUAGCCAUAUGUUUUGCGUGUUACUCUAUGUCCAAUCUUUCGGCGACCAUGACAGCAAUUGUACAACACGUUCAUCGCACCUCACACGCGGACGUCCUUCGGCUUGCGCCGCGGACUGCGAGGAGCAUCACCAGCGAGAGGCGGAGUAUUGCGACUGUGCGCACGGUGCUUCAGGCCGGUGCGCACUCGGGGAUUGUUGCUCUGUACUUCGAUGUUU
Molecule: messenger RNA, 1602 nt
Organism: Dichomitus squalens LYAD-421 SS1
Lineage: Eukaryota; Fungi; Basidiomycota; Agaricomycetes; Polyporales; Polyporaceae
Exons: 4
Coding region: 56-1030 (324 amino acids)
Source: RefSeq, a predicted model, not a curated record